Molecule: messenger RNA, 3427 nt
Organism: Gasterosteus aculeatus aculeatus (three-spined stickleback)
Lineage: Eukaryota; Metazoa; Chordata; Actinopteri; Perciformes; Gasterosteidae
Gene: abcb7
Product: ATP-binding cassette, sub-family B (MDR/TAP), member 7
Biological process (GO): transmembrane transport; intracellular iron ion homeostasis
Cellular component (GO): mitochondrial inner membrane
Molecular function (GO): ABC-type transporter activity; ATP binding; ATP hydrolysis activity
Source: RefSeq, a predicted model, not a curated record
GCCCGCCUUCCUCCUUCAGACAACAUGGCGCCGAUGUUGGUGCCGCUGAAGUGCGGCAUUCACUUCCAAAGACGCAAGUUGGCGCUUCUCCUUCGACAGACGAGCUCGUACCACAGCUGGAAUAAAAGUCGCCCCGAAACUGCAACUGACCACAAACGCCAAAGUACAUAUCUGCUGAGUUCCCCUCCACACCUACGGACAUCCACAUGGAGCACAAACAGGAGCCAAAACAGUCGGCAGAUUUUGGAGACGGUGAAACAUUUACAGAUAACCGACAAAAGAACGUGUUGGCAUGGAAAUGCAGGAGGAAAGCUAAAUGCAGAUCCCAAAAAUGUGCUGAACGAAGUGAAUUCAACCCAGAUUCUGUCUGCAAUGCUGUCUUACGUGUGGCCGAAGGAUCGACCAGACCUGCGGGCGCGUGUUGCCAUCUCCCUGGGCCUGCUGGCUGGAGCCAAGAUGACCAACGUGACAGUGCCCUUCAUGUUUAAGUAUGCCGUGGACGAGCUUAACCAGAUGUCGGGACACAUGCUGCACCUGAACGACGCGCCAACCACUGUGGCUACCAUGGCAACGGCCAUGCUGAUAGGCUAUGGCGCGUCCCGGGCUUGUGCAGCCUUCUUCAACGAGCUGAGGAACACUGUGUUUGGCAAGGUGGCCCAGAGCUCCAUCCGACGCAUCGCCAAGAACGUCUUCCUCCACCUGCACAAUCUGGACUUAGGUUUCCAUCUCAGCCGCCAGACGGGAGCGCUGUCCAAGGCCAUCGACCGCGGUACGCGGGGCAUCUCGUUUGUCCUCAGUGCCCUCGUCUUCAAUCUGGGACCCACGGUCUUUGAGAUGGGCCUCGUCAGUGCCAUCUUGUAUUACAAGUGUGGUGGACAGUUUGCAGCGGUGUCCUUGGGCACACUGUCAGCGUACACCCUCUUCACCGUACUCGUCACCCAGUGGAGGACUCGGUUUUGGAUAGAAAUGAACAAAGCAGACAAUGAGGCCGGCAACGCAGCUAUUGACUCCCUUCUUAACUAUGAGAGUGUCAAAUACUUCAACAACGAGAAGUAUGAAGCGGAAAAGUACGACGGAUACCUGAAGGUCUACGAGUCGUCCUCUCUGAAGACCACGUACACGCUCGCCAUGCUCAACUUCGGCCAGAGUGCCAUCUUCAGUGUCGGCCUCACCGGCAUCAUGGUGCUGGCCAGCAAAGGCAUUGCGGCAGGCACGAUGACCGUGGGAGACCUGGUGAUGGUGAACGGCCUGCUCUUCCAGCUCUCCCUCCCGCUCAACUUCCUCGGCACGGUGUACAGAGAGACCCGGCAGGCCCUGAUAGACAUGAACACUCUCUUCACCCUCCUCAACGUCGACACCAAGAUCAAGGAGAGGAAUCUGGCACCGGCAUUAGCAGUGACACCACAGGAUGCCACCAUCCGCUUUGAGGACGUCUACUUUGAAUACAUGGAGGGCCAGAAAGUCCUGGAAGGCGUGUCCUUCGAGGUCCCCGCUGGGAAGAAGGUGGCUAUAGUCGGUGGCAGCGGCUCAGGGAAGAGCACCAUUGUGCGGCUUUUGUUCCGCUUCUACGAGACGCAACAGGGGAACAUCUACAUAGCGGGGCAGAAUAUCCGAGACAUCAGCCUCGACAGCCUGAGGAAGUCUCUGGGGGUCAUACCUCAGGACGCCGUUCUGUUCCACAACACCAUCUUCUACAACCUGCAGUACGGCAACAUCAAUGCUACUCCUGAGCAGGUGUACCAAGUAGCACGUCUCGCAGGCCUCCAUGACGCCAUCCUCAGGAUGCCCCGUGGCUAUGACACCCAGGUCGGGGAGCGGGGCCUGAAGCUGUCAGGGGGGGAGAAGCAACGUGUUGCCAUCGCUCGUGCAAUUCUAAAGAAUCCACCCGUCCUCCUGUACGACGAAGCCACAUCCUCCCUCGACUCCAUCACGGAAGAGAACAUCAUGACUUCAAUGAAGGAGAUGGUGAAGGACAGGACAUCGGUGUUUAUCGCCCACAGGCUUUCUACCAUCGUGGACGCAGAUGAGAUUAUAGUGCUCAGCGAGGGUAAAGUGGCCGAGCGAGGAAACCACCACUCCCUCCUCAGCACCCCCGGCAGCCUGUACGCAAACCUGUGGAACACCCAGAACAGUAAAAUCCUCAACAGCGCCAAGAGCUCGCCCGAGCCUCCGGUUGAGCGUCCGUCGCAGAAAGAGGAGGAGAGGAAGAAACUACAGGAGGAGAUCCUCAACAGCGUGAAGGGCUGUGGUAACUGCUCCUGUUGAGAGGAGCUGCCGCCUCCAUGUCGCCACAGCCCUCACAGAUGGCCUGCACUGGAAUCCCUGUUCUGCGCGGCAUUUGGGAGGAAGGGAGCAGAGUGGGGCUACAUCCCCACUAUCCACUCAAGCCAAGCCCCCCCCCCUCCCAAUGUGACUAUCCCUCCUCCUCGCACAAAUAAAGGCCACUGCUCGCCAAUGUGAAGGAGGAGGAGGAGCAGAACAGGGAGUAAGUGUGUUUAGCUCUGGCUGGUGUCCAGAGAUGGAGCGUCAAUGCCAGUUGUCUCAGCUGAAGCCAAGCAUAAGAGACCUUGUAUAUCACAUACGUGUGUGUAAGACAUCUGUUAGACAACAUGGUUGCCCCACUCGUCCUCGUUUCUGACAUCAGGUUUAUUGACAUCUUUCACUUCACAGAUGAGAGAACACAAAAUGACUUGCAUAUGAUAUUACUGAAUUUGGAUUUCCAUAAACUCAACCUAUAGUUUGUUUGUUUUUUAAUAUUGGAGAUGUCUCUUAUAUUUUAUGCUGCAAUUUUAUGUACUGGAUUACAGAUUGUUCUCUGUGCGAGUUGGUUUGGGUUCAUUUAGCAGAUAAUGCAUCAAUAAAUUGCAUUACCCCUGAAUUUUUUUAAUUCUUAAGCAUGUUCUUAAAAUGUGGCAGAUACUCAGGUCUUAACUUGAUUCAAAAACAUUACAUGUUUGUUUGGGAUAGAAAACAUGGAAAAUAGCUCCCCUGUGAAUAAGCAGUACGUCGUUCAUGUAAAUAUAACACGCGGACAAUGACGGAAAUUAACUAAUAAACCAUGAAUGGUUUUCACCACAUUACGAAGCAACAACUUGUUCCUCUGGGAACAUUUCAGCGUCAUCUCUUUUAGCCUUAGUUGAUGGCUCUUCGUAAUGAGUAACCACAGGGUGUUUGAAAAUGUUUGAGACAGCUUUUUGGAUUGUAUGAGCAGAAUACAAACUUCCUCCUGAAGCUUGAAUAGUCAUGUUUAAAAACUCAUUUUUCUGAGGUGUUUGGGCUGUGAUGUUCACACGUUGUCAGGAACAUCAGCUUAUUGUGUCUGUAAAUUAAAUGAACAGUCUUGUACAAAUAUAGUGUACACAAUGUGAAGUCCGUUUUCAUAAUAUUCUCCGCUGCACAGACUAAUAAAUGUUUUCUUUGGUUUUAA